Molecule: messenger RNA, 4220 nt
Organism: Linepithema humile (Argentine ant)
Lineage: Eukaryota; Metazoa; Arthropoda; Insecta; Hymenoptera; Formicidae
Source: RefSeq, a predicted model, not a curated record
GGAAUUCUUACGAAAUUUUAACAUCCAGUCUGCAUCUUCGCGAAGAUAUUAGAGCGCUCUUCGUUUUUAUACCAAUGGAAAACAUUUGUACUACAUUUGUGUAAAAUAUUCAGGUAUUUCAGUUACAAAAAUGCUUCACACAUUAUUACUGCGAAACAGGAUGCAAAACUCGCGUUUCUCGCGAGGCGCUAAGAACAUCACCGGCGAGAAUCGCAGCCAUUGUCAUUAGGAUUCACUGUCGCCUCCUUUUCACGUCGGCCCUCUUCUGCCCCCCUCAAUCAUUUUCGCGAGCACCAAAACGCAGGCAAGAUCCGUCGAUCGGAAUGAAGAGGAGAAGGGAUUUACAGCGCGUUUGGAAGGAACGGUGGAUCCUGGCGGCCUCGGCGUGCCAGCUCCGCCUUGAGCGCGCGCCUCGGCCGAGUGAAAGUGGGAUUUUGCUUUCUACCCAGUUCGCGUUCGCCAGUGACAAGCGCGCCGUGCUCGCGAGCGAACGCGCCGUUUCGGUGGCGGCAAUGGUCCUUCUCGUGCGCGGCUAACGGCACUGACAAGUCUCUCUCGCUGUGAAGAAGGAAGCGCAUCCGCCGACGCGACGCCGUGUGUCGAAUGGGGACCGGUCGCUCAAUCACGCGAUGAGCUGACGACCCGAGGACCCGCGCGUGCAAGUUCAUCGAGGGUCCCGGAACAUCGCCAAGAGAUUUGAAGACCAGGUUGGAGACAUGCCGCGACACCGACGAGGAGCGCCUUCGCGCGGCCAGGUCCUUCUCCUGCGCUUACUGCUGAUCUGCGCGCUCGUCGCUGCCAGUCGCCAAGAAGAAACAAUUCGAUCUUUGGACAAACUCUCGCAACUUCUGCCAACGAACUCGGUGUACGAGAAGCAGGAUCGAAAUGCAUCGCCGUCCAGCAACGAAGCCGAUACAUCGUUGCCACACUCGCCGGAUGAGAACAACGUGAUGGACACGUCGAAAUCGAACGGGGCGAGCGAGCACGAGGAGGGGGAGGAGGAGGAGGAACCUAAGCUAACGUACGAUGUUGAGGAAUACGAAGAUGAGGAUAAGCAUGAAGAAGUCGAGGGGGACGAGAACGGGGAGGAAGAGAACGAUUCCUCUGAUAGCGAUAAUGGCGCAACGAAGAAAGAGAGAUCGCCAUCGGAAGCCAGCAAUAUUUCGAGUACCGAGGCGGAGGAACGGGAUGUGGAUUACCUCGAAGACCCCCCGACGAACCAGUACGACAAUACGUAUUAUUAUUACGAUGAGUACGACAACGGCAAUCGUUCCAGAUAUGAGGCCGUAGACGGCGGGAACUUGGAUUAUCCGGACGUGGAAUCCGAGGAAGAAGACUUCGCGCAUUCUUCAAAAUCGGAGCAUGGUGCGCUGGAGAAGAGAGACGAGGACGCUUUACACGAAUCGUCUUCCAAUUCAUCGCGCAUCGUCGAUGAAGAAAUCAGCAGCUCAAUACCGCCGACGGAUCCGGAGAGAGGUUCGUCCAUGGAGGGCAGCGAUCACGCAUUCUCCGUUCUCGACGCGCCCGAGGAGGAAUCUGAAAACGUGUCCUCCGCCGAGAGCAGUUCCGUUCUAAUAGGCGGUGCCGUGGUAUCCGUGGUGACUACGAAGAGCGUGGUGAACGGCACGAUAUCAGUGCCGACGACGGUCUCGCCGACCACCACGGAGCAAGUUGCGCCGUCGCCGUCAGCCUCGUUGACCGAGACGACGGAUCAGCCGGAAAUAACGACGGAGGAUUCCUCGAAGAUCCUGGCCUCCGUGCAGACCAGCCGAAGUGUGUCGGGCGCGCGCUUCCUGCCGUUCCCGGUGAUAGAUCGCGUGGAGGCGCAAGGAUCGCUGGAGAGCAAGAAGACGUCCCAGUCUACGUCCGAGUCUACGGAAAGCAUCAUCGACAAGCUCGAUUGGGCGCAGUCAAAGCUGUCCAGCGAUCUCCUGCCGGCCGCGAUACUUGGGACCGGCGGUUUCCGCAAUGCCGGCAACACGCUGCAAUUGGACGUUCUGGCGGAGAGAGAUCGCACGACGACUCGCAGAAGCUUCACCACCACGGCGAAAACGCCGAACAUCAGCAAGUUUGUACCUCGGCGUUACAAUGACAGAAAAUUAGACCAAACCACCACUAGCACAACUGGCACCGCCAGCACGAUCAGCGCAACUAGCAUCAGCAGCACAGCGAAGUCGCGACUUGAGACUGUAGUCGACAGUCUGGAAGGUCUACUGCCACGGAAUUACGUCUCGAGAGGAACCACACCAAGCGUGGGGUCUUCUAGGAUAAACUUCAGGGGAUUUUCCUCAAAAUCAACUACAUCUGCGGAAGUAGCAGAAACGAAAGCUACGUCGACCACACCACGGCCAAAACCUAAAACUGGCACUGUCGUCCAAGAUAUUAGCGCAUUUUUACCGCCAGGAUACAAGUUGAAGAAAGAAGAUACAGUUGUUACGGAAAGUUCUCUUUUGAGUGACAUUCUCGCCAAGUCCAAGGUGGAUAUUUCAUCCCUCUUGCCAUCCGAUUAUAAUAAGAAGAAAAAUGAGGAAGAAUCUAAAUCGAAGAGUACCAUUAUAACGACAACAACAACAACGACGGCGAAGAGUGCAGACGUCUCUUCGGAAAAAGUCGUACCGUCUAUUCGGGAUCUCUUCGCGUCCUCCAAAGUUGAUAUUUCUGCCUUGUUACCUAAGGAUUACGAACAAAAGAAAAAGGAUCUCGUUCCGGAUAGCAAAGCCGACGAUAUAAGUGGCGAGCACAACGCGACAGUUACGGAACGGACCGAUCCUGAAACGUCCACUGUGAAGAAAGCCGGCGGUUUGAAAAUCGUGUUCCCUAGCAGACCAGGCGGCCGCAAACCCAUUCACAAAAUAACCACUCCUCAAAGUCCACGUGGAGAAGGUCCAAGCACGGCAACGCCGAAGAUACAAAAGGGAUGGCCGACUAGAGCUACCACGGAAUUCACCGGAUGGCCAACUCCAUCCACCACGCCAAUCUCCAUCGAGAAGUUGUUGGAAGCUGCGCGCACAGCUACUGUAGCAUCAGUGAACAUGUCACUUAUCCCGAGCACAAACGAAAUCUCGAGUACGUCGUCGACAUCAACUACGACGACGACGACGCCAAGACCAACGACUCCUGGUAUGUGCGACGACGAGUGCGAGGUUGCCGGCACGAUACGCAUAAUCGGGAACGCAACAUGGAUGCCGGAACUGUUCGAUCGAAACACUCGCGAGUGGCAAGAACUCGCGAAUCAAGUGGAACGAGAGAUGAAUUUUAUAUUUUCGAAAUCCAGCGUUUUGAUGAACUGGUACAAAAAGAUAAGGAUCGAUUCUUUCAGCCAAGGUAGCAUUCUGGUAGACUACUUUGUCGAACUAGCCAAUGUACAGCAAAAAGUGAAUACACAAGAGCUGAAAGUGAUUUUCCACGAUUCGCUUAGGACAUACAACGCCAAUCGAUGGAAUGAGACAAGCACGAAGGGUGCGUUGAGGAUGGGAAUCUUCACCAUUGAUCCUAAAUAUACUGAUUUUGUAGUGAUACCCAAAGCGAAUACACCGCGUUACAUCGAAAAGGACGAUAGGCUGAUACCUCAGUGGGCUAUUGCGGUGAUAGUAAUAGGCGUAGGAGGUCUACUAUUCAUUAUCGUGUUCGGUGUAUCUGUGCUUAUCAACAGGCAAAACAGGUCGAAACUGAAGCCGACCAUGUCUACCAUUUAUGAGGAGGAAGUUGCUAAGCACACAUCGAGUCACAGAUCGAGCGAUUAUUCGAAGCCGGUGCACACGAUAUGGACCGAUCCCGACGUCUCUUGGAACGACAAGUCUUUCGAAUCGACUUCGAAUAAGAUUUUGGUUGAUAAAUCUUUCCAGGACAACAAAAAGUACAAUUUAUACGACAGUUGGCGAUCCGAAUGGAAUGGUUAUUAUUACAAUCCAUCGCAUACAAGUAGCAAGUACGGCGGUUACGACAGCACCACGAACUUAUCGAGCCGUCAUCAUCCUGAUUACGACACAAACUUCUAAACUUGACGGCAAUAAACUACAAUGUUUUCCAUCAAUAUCGAUUUCACUUAAUUUAUUUGGCGCUUUAGGUAAGCAUCGGUAAAAUAAAGAUUAUUCUACCAUCAAAAUAUGUAUUUUACUUCUUUUAAUAGAGAGAGUGUGUGUGUAUUAUGAAGUUUUGACGCGAGAUUAUGCAACAUCUGCGUGUAGAGCAUUUUAAAUAUAUGGACUUGUUAAUUUUUA